This is a messenger RNA of Clunio marinus, 3033 nucleotides long. The record is from the annotation of a GenBank genome assembly. Lineage: Eukaryota; Metazoa; Arthropoda; Insecta; Diptera; Chironomidae.
AUGAUCAAGUUAUCAGUUGUCGUAUUUCUAGGAAUAUUAGCAUUAGCUGCAUCUCUUCCCUCGGAAUGUAAGAAGAAAACAAAUUAUGUCCGAGUAAGUAGAGAUAUUGGAAAAUCAGGUUCAACUGCUAGUGCUGGUGCAAGUACACAAUCAUUCUCAUCAGGAGGAGGUCUAGGUCAUGGCUUUGGCGGUGGAAUGUCUGGUUCUUCAGCAACAGCCGGUUCUUCAACUUUCAACAAGGGUCAUGGAUUUGGAGGUGGACUUUCAGGAUCAAGUGCAACUUCUGGUGCGAGCACACAAUCGUUCAAUCAGGGAGGUGGAUUUGGCGGACAUGGAUUUGGUGGUGGACUUUCAGCUGCUAAUGCUGGUGCAUCCACACAAUCAUUCAACCAAGGAGGUUUUGGUGGUGGACAUUCGGGAUCUGCAGCUAAUGCUGGGGCAAGCACGCAGUCAUUCAACCAAGGAGGUGGUUUUGGUGGUGGGCAUUCGGGAUCUGCAGCUAAUGCUGGGGCAAGCACUCAAUCUUUCAAUCAAGGAGGUCAUGGCUUUGGUGGUGGAAUGUCAGGUUCUGGUGCAACUGCCGGGUCGACUUCAAGUACUUUUAAUCAGCAACCCGGUUUUGGUUUCGGACAGCCUGGAUUUGGACAGCCUGGUUUUGGACAAUUUGGAGCUUUCCCUAGUCCAAUGUUUGCCCAACCAGGCUUUGGUGCAUUUGGACCUGGUGGAUUUGGAAUGUCAGGCGCAAAUGCUGGAGCACAAUCAUUUACCCAUGGUGGUGGUUUUGGAGGUCAUGGAAUUGGAGGUGGAGCGUCUGGUGCAGGAGCUUCAGCUGGAACUCAAUCAUCUUCCCUUGGAGGUGGUCAUGGAAUUGGAGGUGGACAUGGAAUUGGUGGAGGUCAUGGCAUAGGAGGUGGAGCGGCUGGUGCAGGGGCUUCAGCUGGAACUCAAUCAUCUUCGCUUGGAGGUGGUCAUGGAAUUGGAGGUGGACAUGGAAUCGGAGGUGGUCACGGAAUUGGUGGCGGUCAUGUUGGUGGUGGUGGCGCUUCUGGAUCUGCUGCUAAUGCUGGUGCUGCCACUCAAUCAGUAACUCAAGGCGGAGGUCAUGGAAUCGGAGGUGGUCAUGGUAUCGGAGGCGGUCACGGAAUUGGUGGCGGUCAUGUUGGAGGCGGUGGAGCUUCGGGAUCUGCAGCAAAUGCUGGUGCUGCCACGCAAUCAGUAACUCAAGGCGGUGGUCAUGGAAUCGGAGGCGGUCAUGGAAUUGGCGGCGGUCACGGAAUUGGCGGCGGUCAUGUUGGAGGCGGUGGAGCUUCGGGAUCUGCAGCAAAUGCUGGUGCUGCCACUCAAUCAGUCACUCAAGGCGGAGGCCAUGGAAUUGGUGGUGGACAUGGAAUCGGAGGCGGUCAUGGAAUUGGUGGUGGUCAUGUAGGAGGUGGUGGAGCUUCGGGAUCUGCUGCAAAUGCUGGUGCUGCCACUCAAACAGUCACUCAAGGUGGAGGCCAUGGAAUUGGUGGUGGACAUGGUAUCGGAGGCGGUCACGGAAUUGGUGGCGGUCAUGUAGGAGGCGGUGGAGCAUCUGGAUCUGCUGCAAAUGCUGGUGCUGCCACUCAAUCAGUCACUCAAGGUGGAGGCCAUGGAAUUGGUGGUGGACAUGGAAUUGGCGGUGGACAUGGAAUUGGUGGUGGUCAUGUAGGAGGUGGUGGAGCAUCUGGAUCUGCUGCUAAUGCUGGUGCUUCCACUCAGUCACUAACUCAAGGCGGUGGACAUGGAAUAGGUGGUGGACAUGGAAUAGGUGGUGGACAUGGAGUCUCAGGAUCUGCGGCAAAUGCUGGUGCAUCUACGCAAACUUUAAAUAAAGGUGGAAUCGGUGGUGGAAUAUCAGGUUCAGCUGCUAAUGCUGCUGCUGGCACCCAAUCAUUCACCAAAGGACAUGGCAUUGGAGGUGGAAUUUCAGGAUCAUCAUCACACGCAUCUGCCGGAACACAAUCAAUCACCGUACCGGCUGGUGCAGGGGCUUCAGCUGGAACUCAAUCAUCUUCGCUUGGAGGUGGUCAUGGAAUUGGAGGUGGACAUGGAAUCGGAGGUGGUCACGGAAUUGGUGGCGGUCAUGUUGGUGGUGGUGGCGCUUCUGGAUCUGCUGCUAAUGCUGGUGCUGCCACUCAAUCAGUAACUCAAGGCGGAGGUCAUGGAAUCGGAGGUGGUCAUGGUAUCGGAGGCGGUCACGGAAUUGGUGGCGGUCAUGUUGGAGGCGGUGGAGCUUCGGGAUCUGCAGCAAAUGCUGGUGCUGCCACUCAAUCAGUCACUCAAGGCGGAGGCCAUGGAAUUGGUGGUGGACAUGGAAUCGGAGGCGGUCAUGGAAUUGGUGGUGGUCAUGUAGGAGGUGGUGGAGCUUCGGGAUCUGCUGCAAAUGCUGGUGCUGCCACUCAAACAGUCACUCAAGGUGGAGGCCAUGGAAUUGGUGGUGGACAUGGUAUCGGAGGCGGUCACGGAAUUGGUGGCGGUCAUGUAGGAGGCGGUGGAGCAUCUGGAUCUGCUGCAAAUGCUGGUGCUGCCACUCAAUCAGUCACUCAAGGUGGAGGCCAUGGAAUUGGUGGUGGACAUGGAAUUGGCGGUGGACAUGGAAUUGGUGGUGGUCAUGUAGGAGGUGGUGGAGCAUCUGGAUCUGCUGCUAAUGCUGGGGCUUCCACUCAGUCACUAACUCAAGGCGGUGGACAUGGAAUAGGUGGUGGACAUGGAAUAGGUGGUGGACAUGGAGUCUCAGGAUCUGCGGCAAAUGCUGGUGCUUCCACUCAAUCACUAACUCAAGGUGGUGGACAUGGAUUUGGUGGUGGGCAUGGAGUCUCAGGAUCUGCAGCAAACGCUGGUGCAUCUACGCAAACUUUAAAUAAAGGUGGAAUCGGUGGUGGAAUAUCAGGUUCAGCUGCUAAUGCUGCUGCUGGCACCCAAUCAUUCACCAAAGGACAUGGCAUUGGAGGUGGAAUUUCAGGAUCAUCAUCACACGCAUCUGCCGGAACACAAUCAAUCACCGUACGUUAA